CUGGAAUGAGGAGAUGACCAAUCGCAUUGCCUCGCUUUAAAAAGGGUUCUGAGAGGGGGAACCUCACAACACAGGGAGUUAGGAAUUCUCACACCGGCUCCCAGCGGCUCCUUUCACAAGCCAUGUCUCAGCCCACGGAAGUGAAGAAGAAGAAGCGCCCUGCAGUGAAGGAGGAAGACCUGAAGGGGGCGCGGAAUAAACUGGGCUUGAAGGGAGAGGUCAAAUCCAAAACCUACGCAGUGAUGCAGGAAUGCGAGCAAGCCGGUAUUCCGGCCCCGUCUGUGUUCAGCCACGCCCGAACCGGGACAGAGACUGUGUUCGACAAGCCCAAGGAAGAGACGCCCAAGAGCGUCUUCGGGAAAUAGAGACCCCUGCUUCUUCACAGUGACGGGCUGAGGGGAGAAGUCGUGGUUGUGAAACAAGCCAGCGUCCCAGCUGGGAAUGUGUUCAGCUUGCAUAGCAGUGUGUAGAGAGCUGCAUCAGAGGGGAACAAGGGCUUUUCUAUGGGUGUUAUAUACAGUUUAAAUAUAAUCAAUUAUCAGCAGGAGAACCCAUUUGAUGACGUUUCAGUGAAGUUAAUUUCUUAUUGUUUUAUUGAUAUUUGUUCUGUAUUCAAUAAAAUAAAUCUUGUUUUUUUUUUUUAAAAAGAAAACAGUUCCUUGCAGUUUAUUUGAAUGGCUGGUUUCACAGUCCCUGGUUAUCACUCAUUUUGGCCUACCUUGUGUUAAACUGGUAAAGGCAGUGCAAGAUUAGUGCUAAUCGGGCUGGUGAAACCAGCUGUGUUAAGCAUGUGUUUUUGUUAAUAAUGCUGAUAAGAGAUAAGAAGAUUGGUUAGCAUUCUGAAAAUAUCUGCUAUUCUCAUGCCAAUACAAACACUAUCAUCGAACUUUGAAUUGAAAGAGUUGAUUCAGGUUUAUGUUCAAGGCUAUUGAUUGUUGUAAACAUCAACAUGACAGACUGAACUGCCCAUCUAUGUUGUAUUAUGUAUAU
Molecule: messenger RNA, 990 nt
Organism: Polyodon spathula (Mississippi paddlefish)
Lineage: Eukaryota; Metazoa; Chordata; Actinopteri; Acipenseriformes; Polyodontidae
Product: musculoskeletal embryonic nuclear protein 1-like
Exons: 3
Coding region: 123-365 (80 amino acids)
Biological process (GO): chondrocyte differentiation; chondrocyte proliferation; tissue regeneration
Cellular component (GO): nucleus
Source: RefSeq, a predicted model, not a curated record